AGAUGGGCAGGGAGGCAUAAAGAGAGGGAGGGAGUAAUAUAAGAGAGGCAGCCAUAGAGGGAGAGGUGACAGAGUAGAUUAUCCUCCUCUCCUCCUCUCUGCCAGCCUCACCAUGUUCAUGCUGCAGAUGUUGACUGUUAUCUCCCUGACUGUUAUCUUCUUGGCAUCUGUAGAAGCUAAAGGCGUGCAGAUGCAGAGGGAUGUCCAGUGUUGCAUGUUGUACUCCCAGGGCAAGGUGCGUACCAAAGAUGUGUUGCGGUUUGAGGUACAGACGGAGGGGCCUGACUGCAGUAUACAAGCCAUCAUUUUUUACACAAAGAAGGCGGUGAAAUGUGCAGACCCCAGGGACCGGAAGGUGAUAAGGUUGAUCAGAAAGCUCCUCCAGAGACAGAAAAGCAAGUCCCGCCAAACCACGUGGCUCCUUCCUCAUAACAACCUUCCCGUCAUGGCGGAGGAUAAGAAAGACAACUGGGCAGCUCUCAGUGUGGAGUGAGGGAGCUCCAACUAGUUUGGAGGAAAACUCGUAGUCAUAAGCCAAGAAAACUUUCAGCAGCUUGUCUUCUUUUCAUGGCGCAAACUGCUGACUCUCCAGUCCUCUCAAGUCUCUCUAUAUCUACACUUUCUGUCUCCCCGGGACCAGACCUGGGCAGCAAUACAUAUUUAAAUGGCUUUAGAUAUUUAAACAUGAACUGCGGUCGAAAUAUGCCAACAUGUUGCUGGAACUGUUUCAACAGAGGAGUGUUGUUUGUAAGAUAAGUUGCAUUGAUAUAUAUAUUUUUUUUCUUAAUGGCUUAUACUGUUAUUUGCCUGAAAGUGUCUCCCUGUGCAACAGCAUAACUUCUCACGGCUGAUGUGAUAUCAGUGAAGCAGAUGUAAUGAAACGAGAAGUGAUUUUAAUAUUGUAUAUCAACAGGAUACUCUAUGCUUGUUUGUGACUUGUAUAUCUUAGACAUGUAUUGACACUUCACACAGUAAGGACAAUGGGAUGUCGUCACAAUGCACGUAGAGUGCAAAGUACUGGGAAACGACUUGUGUUUGAAUCAAAGUUUUCAGAUUUAAUAAUAAAAAAUGUGUCCUUUUUUAGGAUAUAUGUGACUGUUUAUAAAAAUCAAAGUGGGGUGAUAGAGAAGAUUUCUCCUGUAUUCAAGCUUCUACAUCUCAUAAAGAACCAGUUUUCCUAAUACUUUCUCCACUUUGUAUAUUGACUGUUUGUAAACUCUGUGUGAAACCUGAGUCAAUCUUUUAAAAUUACGCAUCUACAAUCUACUUGCAAUCUACAUUUGUCUUUUCUCACCAACAGUUUGUCACUUAACUAUGCCAAAGUAUUCAUGAUUCAAUUCACCAUAUAGCCAGGCUGUUAAAACUUAGAGGGCUGAACUGUGUGUGAAACACACAAGCAUUGUAUUGUAGAAGAAUGCACUAUAUGUUAAAACACAAUAUCUCAAGUAACCUAUUUUAUAAAUGAAUCUGAAAUAAUGA
Mugil cephalus (flathead mullet) is the source of this 1479-nucleotide messenger RNA. It is a transcript of the gene ccl44, whose product is annotated as chemokine (C-C motif) ligand 44. Gene Ontology annotation, biological process: immune response; inflammatory response; cellular response to tumor necrosis factor. Bases 113 to 493 code for a protein of 126 amino acids. Gene Ontology annotation, molecular function: CCR chemokine receptor binding; chemokine activity. The record is from RefSeq and is a predicted model, not a curated record. Gene Ontology annotation, cellular component: extracellular region. The transcript is spliced from 5 exons. Lineage: Eukaryota; Metazoa; Chordata; Actinopteri; Mugiliformes; Mugilidae.